This is a messenger RNA of Micropterus dolomieu (smallmouth bass), 878 nucleotides long. Its product is annotated as FSD1-like protein. The transcript has 5 exons. The coding region runs from base 207 to 845 and encodes 212 amino acids. NCBI's taxonomy places the organism in Eukaryota, Metazoa, Chordata, Actinopteri, Centrarchiformes, Centrarchidae. The record is from RefSeq and is a predicted model, not a curated record.
CGUCACUUUAGCACAACACACCCAGAAACAUCCACCGCCAGUCGGUUCCACAAACACCGCGUUCCUCCUCCAGCUCCGGUUAAACCCGGUACCCGGCCCCGGUCUGCCCACAGACCCGUCCAAACACCGACCUCCAACCAAAACAAACAGUUAGCAUGAAGCUAAGCUAACCGCACGGCCGUUCUUACCUUGCCAGUUUUGAGAAAAUGACUAAUAUCCUCUUCGGUCGGCGGAUUCACGCGGACAUCACCGGGGAAACACCGGCGGCCGUUAAACGAGGCGUUAGAGGCGGCAGAGGCCGCUCAUGUCUCCGGUCAGAAUGGGAAAGUGGAGUUUACCAAAGUCCGGGAGAACUUUUACAUCGGCCUUUUUGUUGUGGAGAAACUGCUGCUGCCGCGGUCCGCCAUCUUGUGUCUGUGUGCGCGCGCAUGUGUAAACUACUCGUUUUUACUGAGGAAGCUCUUCGCAGGAUCAUCAGCACAUUAACCAAUAAGAACGAAGAACUCCAAAACUUCCUGGAAACAGUUGACAACACACUGACUGGACUGCAGGUGGAGUCAUGUAAGGUGAUGUCAGAGCUGGAGGCGGAACUUGAGCAGCUCCGCUCCGCCCUGGAGGAGAAGGAGGCAGAGCUUUGUGGCGUCAUUAAAGAGGAGAAGCAGAGGAAAGAGGCGGAGCUUCAUAAGCAGCUGUUGGAGGGAAAGUUUGCUCUGCUGUCGUGUGAAGAACUGCUUGAGUUUGCAAAUCAAACGCUGACCAUCACCAACGAAGAAGAAUUCCUAAAGGCUGCAAAACAAAUCAAAGAAAGGUAUGAGACAUUUUGUCUUUCAGUGUGUCCUGACUGAAUGCAACGAGGCGACCGUCAAUGAGACAAUCAG